Protobothrops mucrosquamatus (brown spotted pit viper) is the source of this 899-nucleotide messenger RNA. It is a transcript of the gene AP1S3, whose product is annotated as adaptor related protein complex 1 subunit sigma 3. Gene Ontology annotation, cellular component: intracellular membrane-bounded organelle; AP-1 adaptor complex; membrane coat. Gene Ontology annotation, molecular function: clathrin-cargo adaptor activity. Gene Ontology annotation, biological process: vesicle-mediated transport; intracellular protein transport. The coding region runs from base 34 to 498 and encodes 154 amino acids. The transcript is spliced from 5 exons. The record is from RefSeq and is a predicted model, not a curated record. Lineage: Eukaryota; Metazoa; Chordata; Lepidosauria; Squamata; Viperidae.
ACGAACCUCCGGGGAAGCGGGUCUGCGGCAGCCAUGAUACAUUUUAUCCUGCUGUUCAGCCGACAAGGGAAAUUAAGACUUCAGAAAUGGUUUAUUACACUUCCUGAAAAGGAAAAGAAAAAAGUCACCCGAGAAAUUGUGCAGAUUAUUCUGGCUCGAAAUCAAAAAAUGAGCAGCUUUGUUAACUGGAAAGAUCUCAAGCUUGUUUACAAAAGAUAUGCUAGUUUGUAUUUCUGUUGUGCAGUAGAAGAAGAAGAUAAUGAACUUUUGACCCUAGAAGUUGUCCAUCGUUAUGUAGAGCUAUUGGACAGAUAUUUUGGCAAUGUAUGUGAACUGGAUAUUAUUUUCAAUUUUGAGAAAGCAUAUUUUAUACUUGAUGAAUUUCUAAUGGGCGGGGAAGUUCAAGAGACAUCCAAAAAAUCUGCGGUGAAAGCCAUAGAAGAUGGUGAUAUGUUACAAGAGACAAUGGAAGAAUAUAUGAGCAAGCCUGCCUUUUAAAUCAAAACUAUAGAACCAGCUAAAGGGACCAUGUAAUAUGACAUAACAUCUCUUAAGUGCCAGAUUUUGCUUAAAAUACACAUUCCCCAAAGUUCUAAAAGUGAUAUGUUAUCUAUGCAACUGUCAAGAUGAAGGUCAGCCACAGUGCUGUGAGUAUAGCAGCACAUGUAUAUUAUACUUUCUUUGAGUUUAUUUUAAUUUAAUAUUUCUUGGCUGUCUAGAUUGAAAGUUUUAUGGCAAGUCUUACUAUAACUUUUUAUUCUAAGAAAUUGAUACUAGAAUCUUUGAAGGAUAUAUUUAUGACUUUGGACCAGUUUCUGAUCAAUUCAAUAUAAUUUUGUAAAAACAAAAAUUGUUAUGUGAUCAUUUCUUCUAUAUUAAUAAUACUUUUACAAAAUGUA